Messenger RNA from Umbelopsis ramanniana AG, 1456 nucleotides. RefSeq lists its product as uncharacterized. NCBI's taxonomy places the organism in Eukaryota, Fungi, Mucoromycota, Umbelopsidomycetes, Umbelopsidales, Umbelopsidaceae. The transcript has 5 exons. The record is from RefSeq and is a predicted model, not a curated record. The coding region runs from base 314 to 1087 and encodes 257 amino acids.
CGCGACCCCUGGGUGAAAGCCAGGCAGUACCAAAACUAAAGUUUACGGAAACCAGGCUGAAUUAUUCGCUUACAUUUGCAUUCGCCACAUUAGAAUGACACUGACACUGUAGUUUACCAACCACGACAAGUACUUAGGAGCGGGAACGCAGGACGAGUUUCCCGGUGAAAAUAAUAAUAAUAGCUCUCCAUACCAGAACCGGAAAAGGCACGGCGGUGGUGGGGUCACUCUCCGGAAACAGUCACUUCCAUACAGUAUACCUGUCCGUCCACCAGCUGACCAGACGUCGUUCCAACAGUCUUUCUCUUCUUGCAUGAGAAUCGUCUACCACUAUUGCGGGAGCGAUCAGACUCUUGAGGACGCAUUCACUUCAGAUGGCAUAGACUUCACUCCUUGCUUUAGAGAAACCGUUUUCGAUGUACUACUUCCGUUUUUUUUUGUUCUGACAUCCCUCGCCGUCUAUAUCCACCGACGAUACACUUCAUACUACGAAAGACCUCGCAUUGAUAUAUCCGAUGCCGACUUUCUGCGCUUGCCAACACAAAAAGUUCAUACUCUCCGAAGCCUAGCCCAUUUGGCUGGGGUCUUGACACAGAUCGGCACUUGGGGAUUUAUUUUCGCCUGGCGAUUAGAAAGUUCGAUAUUAGACCACCAUCGACAAAAUCCUUGGCAAGAUGGACCAACGCCCUUGUAUCAAAUCAUAUGCCCAGCAUUGUCAAUGCUGUCUUGGAUCUACGCGCUCGUGAUGGUCACUAAACUGUUCAUCAUAUCCUCCAAUCCUGUGGCGCCAUCCAAACUCUCGCUCUACAAUCCUCACCUGUUAUCAUUUUAUACCAUCACAUCCUUGGCCUCUGUCAUUCGAAUUCGUUCUUUAACGCUAGGUUCCACGCCGGUGCCUGGAACGGCUCUCGAGACUUUGUUGGCCGCCUUGUCAACAUGCAUCUGCUUUGCCUUGUUUUUUGUGAGCGUAACAACCCCGCGAGAGAUUGAACGCGAGGAGCUUUUGGAUCUUGACGAUAGUGAUGGGAGUGUCAUGAUCUUGAAAGAUGGUCGAGUCCUGCGUAAUGUAAGUCUCACUUUAAUAUAAACUUGGUUCUAGUACCUGAAACAUAUGAUUUAAUCCAAAUUUCUCAGGGUCGACUAUUGACACCAGAAGCAUCUGCUUCACCAUUAUCCAGCAUCAUGUUCAACUGGAUGAAUCCUUUUCUCACGCAACUACGACAAGCACCUACUGUUUAUGCUGAGGAUCUAUGGGCGUUGACCAGACAGCAUCGCGCCAAAGAGUGCCACAGAGAUUUCGAAUGCGUGGAACGAGGUGAAGGUCCUUUCAGCCUUCUUUAUCAAAUCUACCAAAGCAAUCGUCAUGCUAUUUGGUUCCAAUGCAUCACUUCAUUAGGCGCAGUUUUAUCCCAUUAUUCGAACCCAUAUUUCCUCGACAAAUUUCUUCAGUAUAUUG